AUGGCAGGAGUUAUGCUACAUGUAGACUUUUUAGAGACUUACAGAGGUGGUAGACAUCUUGUAUGGAAUGGCUUUAUAUAUCGCCAUAACAACAAGAGGGACACAUGGAUAUCAUGGAAGUGUACCGAGAAAAACUGCAAAGCUACAUUAUGCACCCGAGAUGACGUACCCACAAAGAUAGGCCAGGUUCACAAUCAUCUACCAGACCAAGCAGCAGUAGAAUGUAAGAAGAUUAUGAACAACGUACGAACGAGAGUUAAAACCGAACUUCAUCCACUACCAGCCAUCUAUGAUGAAGAAAUAUCCAAACUUCGAACUACUCCAUGGGAUGCCCAGAGUAAAAAGAUUGCCUCUAAACUUCCAAAGUUUGAUGCCAAGAAGUCGUCAUUCUAUCGUAGCAGAAAGAAGACACUAUCGCCAAUUCCGAACACCAGACCAGAGGUACAACUUGAAGGUAAAUUUACCCAGACCACCAGUGGAGAACAGUUUCUACAAGCAAAUGAUGGAGACAAUGACAAAAUACUGAUAUUCACAACUGACGAGAACCUAGUACAUCUAUGCUCUGCCGAGAUCGUCUACUGCGAUGGAACCUUUUAUACAGCCCCACAGAUGUUUGACAGUAUCUUCACCAUCCAUGCUUUUGUUGGUACUGUUAUGUUUCCAUUUAUGUAUUCAUUACUGCCGAAGAGAGAUACUAACACUUACAACAGAUUAUUCACGCUUCUGAAAGACAUUGCCGUUCGACACAACCUGGACUUCUCACCGUGCACAGUUAACCUUGAUUUCGAAUGUGCUUCCCGUAAUGCCGUCACUCAGACACUUCCAGCAGCAGAACUCAAAGGAUGCCUGUUCCACUACACAAGUACCAUCUGGGAAAAGACACAAGAAUAUGGACUUCAGACUGACUACAAGAACCUUCCCGAAGUCCAGGAACUUGUCCGCCGUGCAGCAGCUUUGCCACUUCUUCCAUUACACCAAAGAGAAGACUGCCUGAAACUCACAGAUUACGUCACAAAGACAUGGAUUGAAGGGCGAUAUCCACAAUCAACAUGGAACCACUUCCUAACCGAAGGACCCAGAACCAAUAACCACUUAGAAGGAUGUCGCAAUAAACUAAAGAAGAGAGUGAAGACAUCACAUCCCAACAUCUACAAGAUCAUCGAGGAGUUCCAGCGACUGCAAGCAGCUACCGAGGUGAAGAUAAUUCAAUAUGCAGCAGGAGGACAGAGACGAAAGAAAGCUAGGAAGUACAGAGAAGUAGAAGAACGUCUAGAAAACCUAAAGACUGAUCUAAUGAAUGGGACCAAAGACUUCAUCCAGUAUGGAGACGCAGCAUCCUACAUUCUGAAACUCAGUGAGAUAUUUAUAGUGCUUAAUUUGAAUUUGAAUGUUAGGACUAUUUAUUAUAGCAUAUCGAAACAGUGA
Messenger RNA from Ylistrum balloti, 1425 nucleotides. RefSeq lists its product as uncharacterized. The transcript is spliced from 2 exons. Bases 1 to 1425 code for a protein of 474 amino acids. The record is from RefSeq and is a predicted model, not a curated record. Lineage: Eukaryota; Metazoa; Mollusca; Bivalvia; Pectinida; Pectinidae.